Uloborus diversus is the source of this 624-nucleotide messenger RNA. Its product is annotated as prostatic acid phosphatase-like. Lineage: Eukaryota; Metazoa; Arthropoda; Arachnida; Araneae; Uloboridae. Gene Ontology annotation, molecular function: phosphatase activity. Gene Ontology annotation, biological process: dephosphorylation. The transcript has 4 exons. The annotation marks the transcript as partial. The record is from RefSeq and is a predicted model, not a curated record.
UGUAGUUCUUUUAUUCAGUUCGUGACAUUUUUUACUUGAACAAUCAUAAAUGACUGGUGGUGAAGAAUUUAAAAAAACUUUGAAUGAAAAGUGUUGAGGUUGUUUUGAUGGUGUUUUAGAAUGGUGAUUAACAAGUGGGCUGUAAUAAUUUGUGUGAUAGCUUUCUCUGCAAGUGAUUUUGUGGUGUUUGCUGCCGAGGAGAAACCUGUAGCAGCUGAUACUUUACAACAAACAACAGAACGUUCUGAGGAAUCUGGUUCGGAGGAAGGAAGGGAACUGGUGCAACUGCAAAUUCUCUUCCGCCAUGGAAUGAGAGCACCUGACCAAACAUUCCCUGGGGACUUAAAUCCAAUAGACGUAUGGAGAGAAGGAGUUGGUCGCUUAACACAACACGGCAAGUAUCAAAUGUAUUGUUUGGGGAGGCAUUUGAGAUGGCUCUACCGCAAUUUUAUAACCGCAAGCCCGGUCGAAGUGGAAGUGUUGAGUUCGAAACGCAACCGGUGUUUGUUGAGUGCGUUGUGUCUCGCCUCCGCCAUGUAUGAGCCGACGGAAGAAUGGGAAUUUUUACCCAAUUUUCGCUGGCAGCCCAUCCCGGUGCAGUUCAUAGCCCACGGAAAAGAUCCG